AUGGCGUCUUCUAAUUCUAGCUCUGAAUACCUUGAAACGUAUUCCACGCCGUUUUACCUUAAUGUAUCACAACUUCCUUUGUCUGUCCUUGCAAACGCCUUUACAUACGGCAUUCUCCGCUAUUCAACAAGUGGUUUCGACGUUGUAACCAAAAUGUUUCUCAAAGCACUGACUGUAUGGUAUGCAGCCUACGGGAUUGGUCAGGCGAUUACAUCACUCCUCCAGAUUGUCCCCAUGUCUGCCAAUGCCAGAUUUACCAUCUGCAUCUACCAAGGUGUAUUGAUUUGUCCUUGCUUCUUUGUGACAUUAACGCUUACCUGUCUUCUUAAUCUGAACCGAUAUAUAAUGGUUGCAAAACCCCUUCGGUAUCAUCAUAUAGUUACUGAUCGAAGGGCCGUUGUAGUCAUGUCCGUGGCCAUAACUUCAUCCAUUCGUCUGACCAUUGUGGGAUUGCCUAUACCCAAGACACCUUCAGGAGACUUCAUGAUGAACAUAUGUGAAUUUAAUGUGGAUGCACUCAAAGGCAAUUUCGUCUUGAUUUUCUGCGUUUCCUUCUUGCUGAUGGCGGCUUUCACAUCAGUCGUUUCAACAGUGAGCUUGCUGGUCAUUUCCCGAAAACAAUCGAGGGCGAUAGCAGAUGGGGAAAUCACGAUGACUGCAACGGUUAGCACGGUUAAUCAGCGCAAGUACCGCGAUGACACCUCAGCUUAUGCUAGAGAGGAAACGGCAACGACUAGGAGACAGCGUAAGAGCAACAGAAGGGCACUUUUGACCAUCUUUCUCCUAAACGUUGUUGUCUUUGUCUCUUGGUUACCUCUCACCAUCUUCUAUGUCUUGUUAGGCGUUGGUGUUAAUUUUCCUCCAGUCUUUGGAAGUGUGGUUGUGUUCCUUUCCAUGUCUGCAACGUGGUGGCAUUGCCUAGUGUACCUGAUCACAAAUAAGAUGUUCCGGGAGACAGCCAAAGAUGUCUUUAAGAAAAAGCUCAGAAUAUACUGCUCAGAUACCACAAAAUAA
This is a messenger RNA of Lytechinus pictus (painted urchin), 1014 nucleotides long. RefSeq lists its product as uncharacterized. Gene Ontology annotation, molecular function: G protein-coupled receptor activity. The record is from RefSeq and is a predicted model, not a curated record. The transcript has a single exon. The coding region runs from base 1 to 1014 and encodes 337 amino acids. Lineage: Eukaryota; Metazoa; Echinodermata; Echinoidea; Temnopleuroida; Toxopneustidae. Gene Ontology annotation, biological process: G protein-coupled receptor signaling pathway. Gene Ontology annotation, cellular component: membrane.